Messenger RNA from Drosophila suzukii, 1681 nucleotides. Its product is annotated as enolase-phosphatase E1. NCBI's taxonomy places the organism in Eukaryota, Metazoa, Arthropoda, Insecta, Diptera, Drosophilidae. The record is from RefSeq and is a predicted model, not a curated record.
GCUCAACCACCCACCGCCCACCGCCCGCCGGAAAAGUCUCGCGAGUGUCCUAAAAAUCGAGUUUACCCACAAUAAAACCCAGAGUUAACCCAUAAAAUCCUAACAAAAUGAGCAAGCUACUGACCUCCGCGGACAUCCAAGAUGGUAAGGUUGAGUUCGACAAGGCCACGGGAGCCAGCACCACGUACAAGCUGAUCGAGGGUGGCUACGAGGUGAUCACCACCACCCCCCAGCCCAAUGGAACCGUCAAGACCCAGGUGCGAACCUUCUGGGACCCGAAGCCCGUCAGCGAGGAGGACCUGAAGAAGGAGCAGCAGAACAAGAAGCUGGUCCAGAAGCGUCUGGGCAAGGAGAUCCGCAUCGAUGAGCGUACAACCAUGCUGACCCGCGCCAUCGAGGGUGGCUACGAGGAGGUGUACACCACCAUCAACGAGGACGGAACCCGCAGCAUGCGUACCAAGACCUUCUACGACUCGGUUCCCACGGAGGUGGAUGAGAACACGGCCGCCAAGCUGAACAAGAACAAGAAGAACGUGACCAGGAAGUCGUCGGUGGAGUCCACCGAUUCCACGGAAUCCUCCCGCCGCAUCGUGCAGAAGCAGCAGAAGAACGUUUUGGAUCAGCAAUCCAACUCCACCACCACCACAUCGGAGCGAAGGGUGUCGGUGACCCAGAACAUCGAGAUCACCGAGAACAAUCGCACCGUGCGCAAGAACUCGCUGCAGGAGCAGAACCUCAAGGCCAUCACCUCCACCUCGAACAACUCGCCCAGCGAGAAGAAGCAGAAGAAGAAGAAAUCUUCGGCCCCUCCACCACCCGCUGACUUCUUCCAGAACGACACCACCUCUGUGUCCUCGAAGCGAGUUCCCGGCGGAGUGGAGUACACCUACUCUACGGAGCUGGAGUCUGGCAAGACCAUCACCACCUCGAAGACUGUCUACGAGGAGGAGGAAGUGGAGCUCACCGAGGAGGAGAUCAAGCAGUACAAGAAGACCCUAAAGGAUGCUGAGAAGCUGAAGAACGUGACCACCACCAAGAAGCUCAAGUCCGAGUCGGGCACCAAGAAGAUCGUGCCCUCCGAGAAACCCGGAGAUGUUACCACCGUGGAGACCAUCAAGAUCGAGGGUGGCACCGAGUACCACUACACCACCGUGACAGCCGAGGGCAUUGUGAAGAAGGCCGUGAAAACCGUGUUCGAUCCCGUGCCCAGCAACAAGGCCAAUCCCGAUGACACCGACGAGGAGGAGAUCAUCGAGGAGUACGAGGAGGAGAUCAUUGAGCCCGGCGAGAAGAACGUCAAGACCAUCGAGACGAUCAAGCAGCUGCCCACCAAGUUCGAGGAGGAAGUGACCAUCACCCAUGAGAGGAAGGAGAAGAAGGUAAAGAAGUCCAUGGUCAUAAGCCAGUAGAGAUCGCCGCACACCCACACUAAAGCACACCCAAACACACACUCGACACUCACACAACACAAGGCACACUAAACACACACAAACAAGCUUAAGAGAAGGCCCGGAGACUGAAGAAAGGCCUUGCGAAGAUCCCAAGCUAAUUCUCCUGACCUAUUUCAGCAUCCAGUUCAGUUAGUCGCGGGCGGUCUUUGCACGCUACUCGUUAGCUUUGUUAUCAAUUACCAGCUGUCUAGUGCCCUAGAAAUGUAUUACGAGAUUAUCCAAAAUUUAUU